This is a messenger RNA of Pantherophis guttatus, 4948 nucleotides long. It is a transcript of the gene RHOBTB3, whose product is annotated as Rho related BTB domain containing 3. Lineage: Eukaryota; Metazoa; Chordata; Lepidosauria; Squamata; Colubridae. The record is from RefSeq and is a predicted model, not a curated record. Gene Ontology annotation, molecular function: protein binding.
CAGAGCAACAUGCCUUCCACACAGUAUGUUGUUAGUUGUCUGGCAAAUAAGAUUUCUGAAGGGAGAGAAUCAAAACCGAACCAAAUGCCUGCUCUUUGGAAUGGCUGGAUCUUUAUAAAUAUCAGGAAUAGUUCCACCUCUGCGCUGGACAAGGUACUUCAAAGCAAAUAAGUGGCGAUCAAAUCCUUGACCUGGAUAAAAAAAGAGGCAGAUUCAUUGAAUAUAAAGAAGACAAGAUUGCUCAACAAGACAUGAACGGAAACUCCCCAGAGCAACCGCGAUUGCGACUAGGUGAAUGAAAGAGCCUCAGGAAAUGGAGGAAGAAUACAUUCAAACGGCUUUGGAUUUGUAAUGCAAGCAGCUUUUGUGGAGUUCCAAGGAAAUUUGCUUUCGUGCUUCUGGAUUUAAAAUCAUGUCUGUUCACAUUGUAGCCUUUGGUAAUGAAAGAGAUGGAUUUUCCGAGGAUGAUCAGCAGAAGAGUUUGAUCUGGACCUAUCUUGGGAGAAGUGCUUUAGUUUCAGAGACUGACAGUAAUUUGUUACUAAACUCUGCCAGUUACCUUAGAAAUCCUGCAUUCACCGAGUAUCAAGCUUGUGUGUUUGGAAAUGUCAGAUUGGUGGUACAUGACUGUCCUCUCUGGGAUAUUUUUGAAAGUGACUGGUACACAUCUCGGAACCUCAUUGGAGAAGCAGAUAUCAUUGUGAUUAAAUAUUCUGUAAAUGACAAGUCUUCAUUUCAAGAAGUAAAAGAUAUUUAUGCACCACUGAUAAAGAAAACACUUAGUCACUGUUCAGUUCCAGUUAUAAUUUCUGCUGUUGGUGCAAGACAAAACGAAGUCCCCUGCACUUGUCCUUUGUGUAUCUCAGACAGAGGUAGCUGUGUUACAGCUUCUGAAGGAAUUCAACUUGCUAAAGAACUAGGAGCCACUUACUUGGAACUGCAUAGCCUCAAUGAUUUUUACAUAGGAAAAUAUUUUGGUGGGGUGCUGGAAUAUUUUAUGAUACAAAGCUUGAAUCAGAAAUCAUCUGAAAAAAUGAAGAAAAGGAAGAAAAGCCAUAAAUGUCAUGGAGUUAAGCCACCUCAGCUUGAUCAGCCAGAAAAAAUGCCUAUCUUAAAAGGCGAAGCCUCACAUUAUGAUUCUGAUUUACAUAACUUGUUGUUCUGCUGCCAGUGUGUUGAUGUGAUAUUUUACUCUGAAGACUUGAAGGAGGUAGCAAAAGCACACAGGAUUGUUUUAUGCUCUAUUAGCCAUGUCUUCAUGUUGCUUUUUAAUGUGAAGAGCCCAACUGACAUUCAGGAUUCUUCUAUCAUUAGAACUGCUCAGUCUCUCUUUGCAGCCACUCAGGAAACUCUGUUUCCCAUAUUAAAACAUGGCACAUCAUGUGGUUCACCAGUAAGAGUCAUUGUUAAAGACUCAUUCUUCUGCUCUUGUUUGACAGAUAUUCUGCACUUCAUUUAUUCAGGUGCUUUCCAAUGGGACCUAUUGGAAGAGCACAUUAAAAAGAAACUGAAGAAUCUUGGGGAUGUUGAGCUUGUUCUUGAGAGAGUAAAAUGUAUCUUGAAAAUUCCAGGAAAGGUUAACGGUUCACAAAAUUAUAGAACGUAUUUGUCAAAAAGACCGCUACAGUUAUGUAACAGCUCUCUCAGACUUUUCUUUAACACAACAGUAUUAGCUGAUGUCAUGUUCAAAAUACAAGGUGCUACAGUACCAGCUCACAAAGCAGUCCUGGUGGCUCGCUGUGAAGUAAUGGCUGCUAUGUUUAAUGGCAACUAUAUUGAAUCAAAUAGUUUUUUGGUUCCAGUUUAUGGAAUUUCCAAAGAUACAUUUCUAUCUUUUUUAGAGUAUCUAUAUACAGACUCCUGUUGUCCAGCCAGCAUUCUGCAAGCCAUGUCACUUUUAAUAUGUGCUGAGAUGUACCAGGUUUCAAGGCUCCAGCACAUCUGUGAGCUUUAUAUAAUUACACAACUCCAGAGCAUGCCUAGUAGAGAAUUAACAUCUACGAGCCUGAGUGUGGUCAGCUUGCUUCAAAAAGCAAAAUUUCAUAACUCGGAUUGUCUUUCAAAUUGGCUGCUUCAUUUUAUUGCUUCUAAUUACUUAAUCUUCAGUCAGAAACCUGAGUUUGAAGAUCUUUCAGUGGAGGAACGCAAUUUCAUAGAGAUGCACAGAUGGCCUUCUAGUAUGUACCUGAGACAGCUUGCGGAGUACAGAAACUACAUUCAUUCUCGGAAAUGUCAUUGUCUAAUAAUGUAAAAUAAAAAAAUGAUCUUUAUUUAUGAAUGAUUGAAAGCUGUGCUUCAGAAAUCUUACAACUGAAAUUUGAUAUUUAGCUAAAAUGUUGCACUUGCUAAUGAAUAACUAUGGUACUGUUUAAAAGCAUGUGAAACAUAUUGUAACAUAUGUAUUUACUAAGAUGAAUUUCAGUUGUAUUGUAGGUCCGAUUCUAUACUAUUUUAAAUUUUUAGAGGAAUAUGUACUAAUUUGAAAUAUUUGUUAGCCUAUUAUGUAUCUAGGAUUCCAGGAGCUUGAAGGAGAGAUUCUGCAUUCAUUACUCACUUUUUUAAGCUAUUUCCUUUGAAGAUUUUAGUUAGUUAGUUAUGAGCUUUUAGAAAUUUUAUAUUUUGUAAAAACACAGAGCUUGUAAAAAGAAGAUUCUAUUUUGGAAUUUAAAAUGUACCUCAUCCCAAUCUGCAUCAAAUUUCUGGAAAAAAAAAAAUUAAACUUUCCCCUCACUGAGGAAUCUUGUAUAGUAAAAAAGUCCCAGUAUGGUUUUUCUAGGUAUUGUAAAACAAAAUUAGGUUUGAAAAAUAUUUUGGUAUUGUUUCCUGUAUAAUUGCAUAUAUAUAAAAGUCUUUUCUUAAGUUUCUUUUUUUGCAUAAAUAACCCAUUUACAGUAUUCUGACAAUAACAAUUUUAAAUUCUUCCCACCAGGUAGAUAAUAAUUUAACAAUCAUUUCACAAUUUUGAAAAAGUGUGUGUAAAUUCAAGCAGUGGCCUGUGUGUGUUUGUAUAUAUUUAAUUCAUCCCUGAAAGCUGUGCUAUAGUUUGUUUCCUAUAUUUAGUACGUGAGAGGCCAAGGGAAAAAGAAGGAAAUAUUAAAUUUAUAUACUCUGAUCAUAUGGAUCCAGACCUUUUAUGCUUUUGGGGCAUAAGCACACUAAUCCACUGAGUCCUUUCUAUAAUUCCCUUCUCAUUUAACUGAAUAAUUUAAUAAACUCAACUAGGGGCUGUGCUGCAUGUCCAUUUUCCCCAGACAUAUUUUAUCCAUUAAGGCAUUCUUGUCAAUUUUCCCAGAUAGGUCUGCGCUGUAUUUAAACAACGGGGCUGAUCUGGCCAAGUUUCUGAGGAUUUUGUACUUCCCAUUUUUGCGUAGGUGCACAUUAUUACUAAGAUUGUAGUAUUUUCUAUCUUUAUAUGUGGUUAAGUGUAUGUUUUACAACCCACAUAGACCUCCACAUUGUAUCCUCCAUAUGUACAAAGGUGGCAUUAGAAUGUCUCAAUGGUUAAUUGAAGCAACAUUUGAAUCAGGAACUGUCUGACCCAUAGCACACAUUUUCAGAGACAAUGUGCUGCUUCACCCACAUAUAUUACAAUGGCUCUUAUAAAUAAUGUUUUAUAUAAUGUUUUGUAUUCUUUUUAAAAUGCCAAGUAGGAUACUACAACUGAUUUAUUUCUACUAGUGUAUUUUUUUAUUAAGGAAACUUAAAAACAUUUUCAGCAUUUUUGUAUGACUGUAAGUUCCAUGGAAAUAGAUACAUUAAUAUCAAUUUAUAACCCAUUCCUUUGCUUUAAUUUAAAAAUGGUAAUAUAUUUUUAAAAACUAGUAUGAUAACAAUGAAAAUUCCCAUAUAACAAUGCCUAUUUGUUAAUAAGCAAUCACAAAGAUUCUGUGUACUAAAACAACCAUAAAUCACAAACUGAUUUGGUAUUUAAUUAAUGAUUUUAUCUAUAAAUCUAGGCAUAAUUUUUCAAACGACUCAAAUGUUUUAAGGUUAUGAUUUAGUGAAAAUGUUCCUUUUAUCUGAAAAUUGAUAAGUAUAAUUAUGACACAUUUCACCUCAAAAUAUUAACAUUCCAAUGCAGCAGUAGUAGACAAAGGUAAUUAUAGAUGGCAGUAUGAAGCGGAAAUAUUAAUUAGAAAAAAAUGAGAAUUAAAGAAUCCUGUUACAAGCCUAUAUAGGGACAGAAUGGGAAGCCACAUAUGGAGUACUUUAUGUUCAUGAAUUCUUACACAUAGAUAGGAAUACUGUAUUGUUGAACAUCUUUGAAUUCACCUGCAGAUAUGCAUAGCUAGUAACUAGUAACCUGCAAAUCCUUGGAUGGCAAUGGCAUGUUUUGCAAAGUAGCUCAUAAAAUGACAAGAGUAUUCAUAGUUCCUUUGGGCUGCACGUGCACUGCACUAUAAUCUCUUCUCAGAUUAUGACAGCUAUUCAUAGUCCUUCAAAUUCAUAGGAUUAAGUUGUAAUUUAUUAUAUUUCUUAAACACUUUAAUGAACAGUAUGUGAAAGAUAAUCUGCAGCAACGUCUACAUUUCUGAUAGCAUUAUAUUUAUUAAUACCCAAGAAUUGAUAAGUAGUAAUCUAUAUACAUCACAUAUUGAAUGCAUUCCUUUAAAAUCUAUUUUUAUAAGAAAAGCAUUUCUAUUUGCACACUGUUACUGUUUUUUAAUGAAUAAAUGUCAAUAUCAAGCCAGCAUGGAAGUUUACAGAGAUGCAACCUUAAAAUUGCAGUUAAAAUUGUUUGUUGAAAUUUAUCACAUGAAUGAUUGUGGCUUUGCUGCAAAAAAAAGCCCCUUUAUUUUGGCAUGUGUUGGGUAUGUAAUAAUUUUACAGGUUAACAGGUUCUUAAAUUCACAAUAUUUAAUUAUGCUAUUUAAUUCCUUGUAAUAUGACAUUUUUAUUAAGUGCUUAUUUCAUGUGACUAUCCAUUAAAUAGCUGCAGUCCAAACAC